AUGAAGAAGAGAUUGUUGCCAUUGAUUAAUUUGAGUAAGAUGAGAAAAAAAAAGGACUUUGUUCAAAAUGUGUUAGAAUUCAAUCAAAGUAUAGAUUAGUUCUAGUUAAAGAUUCUUAAUUGCAAAUUGAAGAGUAUAAAAAAACUCUUAAAGCAGAAAGAGAGAAAUAAACAUUUCAAAGAAUUAGCAAUUUAAAUAAUAUAAUUGAUUAACUUGGAUAAGAAAAAAAUAAAUAUUUACAAUCAAUUGAAAUGAUCAUUUUUAAUAUAAAGAAGUAGAUUGAAUAACUUUAAAAUGAAGAAAAAAUUUUCAUUUUAGGAAUUGAAAGCAUAAAAUCUUUUGAUUUUAGAGAAUUUUCUGAAUAAGAACAAUAAAUAAAUAAAUCCUUUUGUUUCGAAACUUUUAAGAAUAAUUUAUAGAGUAAAUUAAUGUCAUUCACAAAUUAAGAAUGUUUUUAGAGAUGCAUUGAUAUUUUAGAAAAUUUUGAUACAUCUAAAACCACCAUAUUUGAAGAUGAAUAUAGAAAUUAAAAUCAAGUCUUAAAUGUAAAAUCUUAUUGAUAAUUAUUUUUAGGGCAUUAAUCUUCUUUGUGAUGAACAUUAAGAAAAUAUUAUUUUUGUUGAUUAAAAUUAGAAUAGAGAAAAUUAGAAUAGAUUUGCUUGUGUUCUGUGUGUGGAUAAAUAUCCUAGUAAAUAUAAAUCGAUUAAAACUAUAUUUGAAGAAUGGAAGUAGAUAUAAGAAAUAAAAAAAGAAAAAAUGAAUAAAAGUUCUUUGUUAUUAAAAAAGAAGGUCAAAUAUAUUCAAGAUUAUUUUCAUGAUUUGGGAAAAAAAUUGGAAAAUAUGAUAAAAGACUUAAAUAAUGGAUUUGAUAUAAAUGUUGUUGAUUUUAUCAAUAAAUUAUAGGAUUAAUAAAAAAUAAUUAGUAUAAGUUUAAGUUGGUAAAAAUAAACUAAAGAAUAAUUACUAACAAUAAUAAAUUAAAUUAUCUAAUAGAAAGAUUAAUAAAUUUUUUAAGAUCCAUUAUAAAAUGAUUUUAUAUUAAUAGAUAGAUAAAUAAAUUAAAUAGUAAAAGAUACUGUUUUAUAGAUAAGGUAAACUUAAUUUGAUUCUUUUAAUAAAAUAAUGAUUUUUAACUAAAACUUGAAAGCAGAAUAUUAAAAUAUAUAAUCUCCACAGGAAGAGUUAUAGAUAAUAAGUUAAUCAGAAACAUCUUUUAAUAUGGCUUCUUUAGAAGUAGAAACUAGAAAGAAAUAAAACCAACAGCAAGAAAAUUAAUAAAAAAUGAAACAAUUUACUUUAAAUUCAAAAAUAAUAACUCAUUACGAAUUGAUCAAUUAAUCUUAAUUUUUAAAAAUGAAGUAACUUGCAAAUUAUAGAUUUAUUUAAUAAUGUUCAAUUACUUAAUAGGAUUAUUGUUAUGCUAUAGCAAUCAACUAAGAUUAAUCAAUAGUUAUUGCUGGAUGUUUAUCAAAGAUUUAAAUAUAUCAAUUUUAGAAUACAUAAUUAUCUAUUACUCAAGUUAUUACCUAACAUACUGAUGAUGUAAAUUGUUUAAUUUUUAUGAAACAAACAAAUUUAUUUUUAUCUGGGAGUGAUGAUAAAUCAAUAAGAAUUUGGGAAAUGAAAUAAAAUAAUCAAUGGAGUUGUUAAUAAAAGUUAGAUGGACAUCUAGGUAGUAUAUUUUGUUUAAUAUAUAAUAAAACAGAAGAUCUAAUAAUAUCUGGAAGUUUAGAUAAAACUAUUAAAUUUUGGGGAAAAAUAAAAAAUUAGAAUAAUAGAAGUUUUUAAUUUUGGGGAAAAUAAAAAGAAUGGUUGUGUACUUAAACAAUAACAACUCAUAGAAGUUAUGUAUUUAGUUUAUGUUUAAAUGAAUCUUCAACUAAAUUAAUUUCUUGUGGUAGAGAUCAUUUAAUACUUGUAAUCCAGAAAGAAAAUGAAAAUUGGGUUGUUCAUUAAACAAUAACAGUUGAAUAAUAUGGAUUGAGAGUUUGUUUCAUCAAUGAUCACACAUUUACUUUCUAACCAAGAAAUCAUAAUAAAGUGCAUAUUUAUCAAAUGUAAGAUAUGAAUUACAUUAAAACUAAAGAAAUAUUUAUUAAUAAUGGAAAUAAUUGUGAUUGUUUAUUCCCUUAAUAAUUCAUUAAAUAGAAAUCAAUACUUGUAAUUAAGAACGGAUCAAAUUUGAAUUUUAUAAAAGUCAAUCCUAAUUCUGAGUUUAUUUUAGAACAUUCUAUUGAGUUUAAUACUCAUUUUACUUAUGGAACCUUAAGUGAUGAUGGAAAAUAUCUUUUAUCUUGGGAUAGCUACACUUAAGAAUUAAAAAUAAGGAGGAAAGAGUGAAUAGC
Molecule: messenger RNA, 2345 nt
Organism: Paramecium sonneborni
Lineage: Eukaryota; Ciliophora; Oligohymenophorea; Peniculida; Parameciidae
Source: the annotation of a GenBank genome assembly